AUGUUGGUCCGACUAUUGCUCCUCGCCUUGGCCCUAGUUGCCAGCUCACUCGCCCAGCUGGUGCAGGGAUCGGAUGCUGCCCCUUAUGUACGACGGAUACGGUAUCCGGCAAUCGCCGCCCGGCCCUUUGGCUACGGUAACGGGCAAAUGAUGACGUCGCAGCACAUCGUCCUCCCGUCCCAGAAUGUCUACGACCGAUACGGUGGAAACUACGGUCCGGGACUCCUGACCGGCAUGCUGCUAGGCCGC
This is a messenger RNA of Mesorhabditis spiculigera, 249 nucleotides long. NCBI's taxonomy places the organism in Eukaryota, Metazoa, Nematoda, Chromadorea, Rhabditida, Rhabditidae. The record is from the annotation of a GenBank genome assembly.